This is a messenger RNA of Cucumis sativus (cucumber), 539 nucleotides long. RefSeq names its product equilibrative nucleotide transporter 3. The record is from RefSeq and is a predicted model, not a curated record. Gene Ontology annotation, cellular component: plasma membrane. Gene Ontology annotation, molecular function: nucleoside transmembrane transporter activity. Bases 137 to 508 code for a protein of 123 amino acids. The transcript has 3 exons. Gene Ontology annotation, biological process: nucleoside transmembrane transport. Lineage: Eukaryota; Viridiplantae; Streptophyta; Magnoliopsida; Cucurbitales; Cucurbitaceae.
CCGAACUACUCGGCAAAAAGCAAUUAUUUCGGAAGAACGCAGACUAUCUUUUUGGCGUGUUUCUGAUAUAUGUUCUCACAUUGUCAAUCUUUCCUGGCUUCUUGUAUGAAAAUACUGGAGAACACCAAUUGGGUUCAUGGAUCCACUUGUUUUAAUAGCAAUGUACAAUGUCGGGGAUCUGGUAGGCAGAUAUGUACCUCUCAUCAACUGCCUCAAGUUGGAGUCUAGGAAGGGUCUGUUGAUUGCGAUUCUAAGACGUUUCCUACUAAUCCCCGCAUUUUACUUCACAGCAAAGUACGGAGAUCAAGGGUGGAUGAUCUUGCUCACUUCAUUCUUGGGAUUGAGCAAUGGCCACCUUGCAAUCUGUGUCUUUAGCGCAGCACCUAAAGGCUACAAGGCACCUGAGCAGAAUGCAUUGGGGAAUUUGCUUGUAAUUUUCCUUGUAGGAGGCAUUUUUACUGGAGUUUCUCUUGAUUGGCUGUGGAUCAUAGGAAAUGGAAGCUUUUGAAGCAUAAGUGAAAAAUCGGGGUGGAGAUAUG